UAUCACAAGUGUUACAUCCGGAGUUACACAUCCUGGUUAAUGAUGUAAAUAGAGACGGAAAACGUUGUCGACUGUCUUACACUGUAUCAGGGCUGUUGCUGAAGGUCCAAGUAAAGCAGGAUAAAUUUUGAUCAAGUUAAGUUUCUAUUCCAAAAUGAGUGAGGAAAACUCGAAACCAGGUCUCACCUUUGAGGCACUUUUCGACCAGUUAGUGCAGGAAAAGGGCAAUGUGGGUCAAACUGAUACGUUCCCCACUGGCCCCGAUUGUCAGAACGACAAGCGACAAGCAAAGAGUGAUGAUGAACUCUUAGCAGAUGGUCUUUCACAAGUUACCCUCAAGGAGGGAGAAACAAAAUUAAAAAUUGCGUCAUGGAAUAUGAAAGAUUUGGACCAAGCUAAAGCUACAAAACAAUUUAUUGAUGCUGUGUGCAAAAUCAUUACUCGUAAAAAAUUUGAUCUUUUAGCACUCCAAGAAAUAUGGGAUCCUAUUGUGAUACAAAUGAUAAGCAAAGAACUAAAUAAUGGCGAUGAUACACAAUGGUCUUAUGUUUCUUCAUCUAAAGCAGGAAUAGGAAAUGAGUAUCAUGCUGAAUACUUUGGUUUUCUUUAUAACAAGAAAAGCGGCAUCGAGUUAACUGCUUCGGCUUUAAUGGCAGUUAAAAUUAAACUUGAUAAAUAUGAAGUGCUCGUCGACGUAAAGGAAGCAAACAAAAAGGCACAGGCCCAGGCCAAGGUACAGGCACAGGUAAAGGUACAGGCACAGGCACAGGCACAGGUACAGGUACAGGUAAAGGAAGUACACUUAGCAGAAAGCAUCUUGUGUAGUGGGACAGAAAAUUUUACACGUAAGCCUUAUCUUGGCUUAUUUAAGAUAAACGAAAUCGAAUUCAGUUUGAUCACUGUUCACAACAAAUAUUCCAAUACCAAUACAGAAAGAACAAAAAAUGAAGCAAAAACCCUUGUAAAAUUAAACCAAUUAGUUGAUUUUGGAAAGAAUGUAAUCAUACUUGGCGAUUUUAAUUUAUCCCCGACGGACGAAGCAAUCAAAGGUUUGAAGGAUGAAUAUGAAAGUUGCAUUACUGAUAAAACAAACGUAAAUCAGGAUAAAGAGUAUGACAACAUCUGGAUAAGAAAAACCAUGCUAGACCGAUUUUCAAAAGAAGAAUCUGGGGUGGUAACGGAAGAUUUAGAAUACAAAAAUGCAGAUGGGCACGUUACAGACAUAAGCGAUCACUGUCCGAUAUAUGUCACAUUGAGCAUCAAAAAAAUCUCUGAUUCUAAUGAUCUCGCUUGAAUAAGCAAAAUGCAAAAAUUAAUGUUAAACAUUAACACAACUCCUGGUCUUUUUUUUUAGUUUUAUUAAUA
Messenger RNA from Physella acuta, 1365 nucleotides. RefSeq lists its product as uncharacterized. NCBI's taxonomy places the organism in Eukaryota, Metazoa, Mollusca, Gastropoda, Physidae. Gene Ontology annotation, molecular function: catalytic activity. The record is from RefSeq and is a predicted model, not a curated record.